This is a messenger RNA of Capsella rubella, 1077 nucleotides long. RefSeq names its product lectin-like protein At3g16530. The record is from RefSeq and is a predicted model, not a curated record. NCBI's taxonomy places the organism in Eukaryota, Viridiplantae, Streptophyta, Magnoliopsida, Brassicales, Brassicaceae. The transcript has a single exon. The coding region runs from base 46 to 876 and encodes 276 amino acids. Gene Ontology annotation, molecular function: carbohydrate binding.
AUCACCAUUCUUCUUCACACUUCAAUCACAAAACAAGACAACACAAUGCAGAUUCACAAACUCUGUUUUCUUGUUCUGUUCCUAGCUAACGCAGCUUUCGCCGUCAAGUUCAACUUCAAAUCCUUUGAUGGCAACAACUUGGUGUUCCUCGGAGAUGCGGAGCUCGGUGCUUCCUCUGAUGGUGUAGGGAGAUCCGGAGCUCUAUCCAUGACCCGAGACGAGAACCCUUUCUCUCACGGUCGAGGUCUUUACAUCAAUCCUAUCCCAUUCAAGCCUUCAAACACUUCUUCUCCUUUCUCGUUUGAAACUUCUUUCACUUUCUCCAUCACCCCUCGUACCAAACCCAACUCCGGUCAAGGCCUUGCCUUCGUCAUCGUCCCUGAAGCUGAUAACUCCGGCGCUUCCGGUGGCGGGUAUCUCGGAAUCCUCAACAAAACCAACGACGGGAAGCCAGAAAACCACAUCUUCGCUGUCGAAUUCGACACUUUCCAGAACGAUGAGUUCAUGGACAUUAGUGGUAACCAUGUCGGAGUCAACAUCAACUCGAUGACUUCUCUUGUCGCUGAGAAAGCUGGUUACUGGGUUCAGACAUUGGUCGGGAAAAGAAAGGUUUGGUCGUUUAAAGAUGUGAAUCUGAGCAGUGGAGAGAGGUUCAAGGCUUGGAUCGAGUUCAGAAGCAAAGACUCUAGGAUCACCGUUACGCUGGCGCCAGAAAACGUUAAGAAACCGAAGAAGCCUUUGCUCCAAGGUCCGAGAGUCCUCAAUGACGUCCUUCUUCAAAACAUGUACGCCGGCUUUGCUGGUUCCAUGGGACGUGCCGUUGAGCGUCACGACAUUUGGAGCUGGUCCUUCGAAAACGCAGCCAAAAACAACUAAACCGUUUUGCUUCGAUACAGUUUGGAUAUAUUUGGCAUUGUUGUACUACUACUCAGUGGUAAGUAGUUACUAGAGUGAAUAAUUAUGAUUAAUGUUUGAAUAAAACAAGCCAAAUCUGUGGCUUCUCUGUAUUGCCUUAUUUGUUGUAUUCAGUCUAAAUAAUCAGAGACUUUCAAUAAAAGAAACUUGUUUAAUAUAAAA